AGGUUAAUGAAAUCAGUUCAUCAAAUUUCUUGCCAACGGAUACUUAGAAGGAUGAAAGCUACUGGACUGAUUUUAAUAGCCUUUGGCUUUGCCGCUAUGGUCCAGGCCUCCAAACGUGACUAUGCCCUAAAGUGCAACCCCGAAGAAAUGGGCAUACGCUGGCCCAGCUAUAAAAGUAAUGCCGAAUACUAUGUUUGUCAUCGUGUAGGCGAAAGACCCAUGGUCAUGUCCUGCAAUCCUGGUGAAAUCUUUACCUUUGUCUUGCAAAUCUGUACCGCCCCCAACAAAUAUAUACCAGCACCAGAAUUGCAUGUGUUGCCCACAUCUUCACCUUUCAUUGGCUCUCAUCAUCACGGCAGCAAUCAACACAAACAUUCUGAUUCAUUCAGACCUUUGGAAAUUUUCGCCCAUCCACCAAUUUUAUCUGAGACACAUCAUCAUGCAAUGCCUGCCCUUGUACCCGAAAUGCCAAUUCAAAUGAUUGAUGAUGUGCCAAAACCCCCAAUAAUGACGGUGGAUGAGUUAAACAGGGAAAAUUCUAUGGCACAUGAAGCCGAAAUAGCCAUUGAAUCCGGCAAACCUCAACAAGCAGCUGGUGUUCCACCCAUGCCUCCUACCCCAGCUCCCACACCACCAGUUGUGGAUGUUCAUGCCGAGAGUGGUGUGCACAAGCCCAGCAUUGGUGGCGCUAAGAAACCCUCAGCCGAAAAGAAGAAGUCUGCGAUUAAGCCAGGCAAGAGCGAGAAGAAGCCCGCGGACACCAAGGAAGGAAAGAAAUUACCCAAGAAACCUGCUAAGACGCCAGCUAAAAUAGCCAAGAAACCUGCUCCAGCUCCUAAGAAAUCAGCUCCAGCUCCAAAGAAAUCUCCCAAAGCUACCAAAAAGGAGGAAUAGAGAGGCGAUUGCAGAGUAGGAGGGUUUUUUGUUUUUAAAGUUUCCUGCAAUGUAGAUUUUAUUUUUUUACGCUGAGCCAUUUGGAGUCAGUUUUCGUAUUAAUUUUAUUUGUUUUCAAAGAGAAAAAGCUACUACAUUUCAAAUAAAGACUAUGCAACGGAGAUACAUACAUACAUACAUAGAUAAAUAUAUAC
Stomoxys calcitrans (stable fly) is the source of this 1088-nucleotide messenger RNA. RefSeq lists its product as uncharacterized. NCBI's taxonomy places the organism in Eukaryota, Metazoa, Arthropoda, Insecta, Diptera, Muscidae. The transcript has 2 exons. Gene Ontology annotation, molecular function: chitin binding. The record is from RefSeq and is a predicted model, not a curated record. Bases 7 to 894 code for a protein of 295 amino acids.